This is a messenger RNA of Ostreobium quekettii, 2034 nucleotides long. NCBI's taxonomy places the organism in Eukaryota, Viridiplantae, Chlorophyta, Ulvophyceae, Bryopsidales, Ostreobiaceae. The record is from the annotation of a GenBank genome assembly.
AUGAAUGUCCAUCGACGAAGAGAGAGGUCCACCAAGACAAAGGAUAGGAAUGCAGCCAACGGUGUCUCCAACACCAUCGCUCUUGGUGACAGGUGGAGCACCCUGGUGGAUGGCUGGUUUGUCCAAGCAAAUGCUGGCGAAGAUGGCAGGGUGCAUGGAAGCGAUGCUGUGCAGUUCUUCAGAAGGUCAGGCCUUGACGAUGAAGACCUUGCUAGGGUGUGGGACAAGGUAGUACCCCCCAAGGAGGACAGAAUGAAUAGAAUACAAUUUGAAAACGCCCUCAAGCUGGUGGCACUCUUGCAGACCGGUGGUGAGCUUUCAGAUAUAAAUGCUGUAGAGGCAAUCUCCCAGAAUGUUCCUGACCCAGAGCCCGUGUUCCGCCCCGUGAAUCGCUCCCCCUCUCCUCAGUCCAUGAUACCGCAACCCCCUUGCCAGAACCCCCGCGCUGGCGACACAAGGUGGCUUCCUAGGAGAAAUGCUGCCUCCUCCAGUAAGCUGCCCUCAGGUGAUUCUUGGAUGGAAAGGGCGGCCAGUGUACCGACCAAAUCGGCUGGGGUCGAUGAACGGGCCCCAAGAUCGCGGUCAUUCAGUGGCGGCUUUGCUGAUGGGGGAAGGAGUCCAAAAACUGGCAGGGGCAGCAAGCCCCCCCGGCCAGAAAGGGUGCGGUCAACAAGCAUGCCAUGUUCAUUGGAUGAGGAUGAGGAGCAGAUCGGCAGGCCAGCGACUGGCGCCCUGAGAUUUGUGCGACUCGAUGAGAAGAUUGUUCGGGUGAAGUCACCGAGCAAAGCAAGUGGACGCCAAGGAUUUGCAAAGUCUGUGCAGAUUGAUGAGCACCUGUCUGGAGGACGCUAUGUUGCCAGCACUAACGGGUUGUGGGCAGCUCCUGAUUAUUAUGCUACUGGACCAGAAGAGGAGUUGGGCCAAGCAACUGGUGUACCCAGCACAUCUGGCGAAGCAAGUAACAGGAUGUACAGCGGGGCUAUGAUGGAUGGGCGGCCCCGUGGUGCCGCUCCACAAGGUGGCAAGGCUGCAGCAGUUGACAACCAGAGCACAAGGGGCAAUCCCAGGUUUUUGGAAACGGACACGCAGGUGGGCCGAGACGGACCAGUUCCUAGCAAGUCUGUGACUCUGGAGGAUUUUUCAGCACCAGCCAGUCCAAUGCGUGAAAGGCGUGCCUCUGCUGACUAUUAUUUGGGCGCAGGCUCCAAAUCUGCCAAGUCUGCUGCAACUGACGACUCUUUGCAAAGUGAUCGUCCUCUGUCAGCAAGAGCUGCAUUGGCUGGCAACUAUGGCGGCGGUGGCAUUGCCAAGCCUCCAGUCGCAGAUGAGUAUGCCAGCAUCGGGGCCCCCGUGUCUGGAAGGUCUCGACAGGCUGAUGACCAUCCGAACAGGGACAGUCCCUUGCCUGGCAGGGUCACAGUGGCUGAGGAGUAUGCAGGUGCAAGUGGACCUGUUCCAGGGAGAGUGGCUGACGGUGGUGGACCCAGAGGCAGCCCUGUGCCAUAUAGACCAGUGGCAAGCAGGGAAGACAGUGGAGCUGGAGGAAGCCCUGCUGAGGCACGAGCGGCUGAGGUUGAUGAGCAUGUUGCUCCUGGGCCUGUGACAUCUGACAGGGCUGGAGAGCUGGAUGGCUCGACCGCUAAGAACAGUCCAAAGUCACAUAGAUUUGAAGAGCUGAAGAGCAAGGCAAGUAGUGGGACUUCAGGCAGGUUUGCAGAGCUGGACGAUCAGGAGCCCAGGAUCAGCCCUGUGCACAGCAGGUCUGCUGAUGACCUUGUGGCAGGAGGAGGAUCUAUACAUGGUAGACCUGGUCCUCCAGCAUCAUAUGGUGACAGUGAUGACGACUACAUAUGUGAUCGACGUGCAGAGCAGUCCGAGCAAUCAAUGCGGUCGUAUACACCUUCCUCAGUGGGUGGGCGAUCUUCUCGUUUACAGACCCCAAGUUUCAGCGAUGACAUGGUGUCAGAGUUGGCUGGCAGUGACCUGGCCAAAGAUGUCACUGGCCCCUGCACCGCAGGCCUGGUGAAUGUUGAG